Molecule: messenger RNA, 1314 nt
Organism: Brassica napus (rape)
Lineage: Eukaryota; Viridiplantae; Streptophyta; Magnoliopsida; Brassicales; Brassicaceae
Product: probable protein S-acyltransferase 17
Exons: 10
Coding region: 46-1239 (397 amino acids)
Biological process (GO): protein targeting to membrane; peptidyl-L-cysteine S-palmitoylation
Cellular component (GO): endoplasmic reticulum; Golgi apparatus
Molecular function (GO): protein-cysteine S-palmitoyltransferase activity
Source: RefSeq, a predicted model, not a curated record
UCCGACGAUAUCGGAGCAUCAUCAUCAUCGCUCUCAGAGGCGACAAUGGCGGUACAGUGGCUAUUGGUAGUUCACGGGAUCAUGACGUUGACUGUGAUCAUCUCUUUCCUCUGCGGUCAAUGGCCAAUCUUCAAAGGCACACCUUUUCAAUGGACUCACUACUUCCUCACUCGCGGCGCCUAUCACUACUUACUGAGGUUUGUCGGAAUGGUGUUUGGUUCCAAGGGUACGGACGUUGUCUUAACGGUGGAGCAGUUCUGUUGCGACCGUCCUAAUCCCAUAUUGCAAAUCAUAUACAUAGGCAUUAUUGGAUCAGUAUACUUUGUGAUUGCAAAGUCUUCCUUCAUCUAUAUACCUGGAUACUAUAUUGGCGUUGUUCACAAGUACACAAGCUUUCUGGCUGUUGUUGUCGGUGUUAUACUUUUCUUAUUGACAAGCUUUUGUGAUCCAGGUACCGUUAAUGCUGAGAAUGUUUCGCAGUACAUCUCUGCUUACCCGUAUGAUGAUAUCAUUUACUCUGAGAAGGAGUGUUCUACUUGUAGAAUCCCAAAGCCAGCUAGAUCCAAGCAUUGCAGUAUAUGUAACCGAUGUGUAGCUCGGUUUGACCAUCACUGUGGCUGGAUGAAUAACUGUAUUGGAGAAAGGAAUACUAGAUAUUUCAUGGCUUUCCUCUUUUGGCAUUUUCUUCUUUGCUUGUACGGUGCAAUAGCUAUUGGGUUUGUUCUUGCUGGACGAGUUAAAGAACUCCGUGUUGUGCAUAUCUUAACAGUCUAUUACGGUGUAGAUAGUUCUUUCCGCAACUUAGCUCCUCGAGUUUUACAGUGGCUGGCUGGUACAUACAACACCCAAAUACUUGUGAUGGUGUUUCUAGCCAUUGUUUCUCUCCUCCUCGCUGGCUUCUUUGCUUACCACUUAAAACUCUGCUUAACCAACACAACUACUAACGAGACAUUUAAAUGGAGAGAGUACAUAAGCUUGAGGAAGAAGCUCAGUGAUGCAAAGGCAACCUCUGCGGCUCUCAAGGCCGGAACGCCGUACUGUCAAGUGAAGAAACGCAAAUGCUUUGGGCUUUGUGGAAGAUCCUCUGCCCAUCAUGAUGAUGAAGCAGAGGCCAAAGCUCAAGCUAUAGUGAAACGGAAUAUGUAUGAUAGAGGAAGUUUCCAGAACCUUUCUGAGAUUGUUUUCCCUUUAUCAUCAAGACCACAUACUUCUUACAAACCAAACCCCAAGUCUGAAUAGUUAAAACUCUUUUGUAUGUUUAGUUAGUUAACUACGUUCAAGCUUUGGGUGGCUUUAAUACUACUUUUUUAACAA